Molecule: messenger RNA, 393 nt
Organism: Trypanosoma conorhini
Lineage: Eukaryota; Euglenozoa; Kinetoplastea; Trypanosomatida; Trypanosomatidae
Exons: 1
Coding region: 1-393 (130 amino acids)
Source: RefSeq, a predicted model, not a curated record
AUGCGCUGCCUGCGGAACGGGUGGGUGAUCUUCAGGACGCUCACAACCUCCUGCGCCCCGUCGAUGCGCACGACGUCCUGCAGACGCCACGUCUUUUUGCCAAAAAGCGACAUUGCGGGUCUCCUGUCGGUCCUACUGCGCACACAGCGCAAUAGCGAGAGAGCGAGAGAGAGAAGAGCAAAAGCAAAAGACAAAAAAAACAGCUUGCGGCCACAAGACCAGGCAAGGCACAACGUCCCCCCUCCUCAGACAUCCGCCUUGUGCCCUUCUCUGCGGGAGCUGCGCAGAUUCUCAGGCUGCGUGGAUGAGACAAUUUUUUCUUUCCCCCACCCCCUCCACUCGCAAGUACGCCGCCGCACACGCCCACGCAUACAACAAGAAAUGAAUAAAUAA